AGUAGGCCGGUUUCCAUUCUCCCACUCUGAUUUCGAUCCAAGCAGUCUACUUGGUAGGUGCACACAACAAUACUUGUCACUGCUGUUUGAAAUUGCAAGAGAGAAGCAAGAAGAAAUUUCACUCAGCACCAAGAUGGACCGAACGAGCGUUACAUCCCGAAUUCCGACCGGCUUGAGGGUUCCGAGAGGCUAUCGGGCCACCCAAGCAAUUGGAGGUAAAGCGGAAUCGGGAGGGAAAGUUCGUUUUCCAAGCAAGACUAUUCCAACCGCGAACGAGAUAGAUCCUGAAGAGAGCUUGAUUGAGGACGAAAAUUUUCCGCCGUUGUUCUAUGAAGACAUAGAGGAUACUGGAGACGACCCGUACGACUGGGAGCCGAUAAACAUUUCCGAGAUCGACGAGGUAUAUUUUCGGAAGCUGAAGGCUGAAUGGGAGCUUCAAAAAAUGAGAGUGGAAAACUCCAGAUUGCGGCAGGAGAAUCAACGGCUAAAAACAGCAGCAAAAGGGGUAAGACUAUUUAAGUAUUGUUGUUUGAAAAUGCUGCUGGUUGUUGCAGGAGAAGUGGCGCAGUCGCUCUUUGUUUAAAUUUUCUAUCAUAAA
This is a messenger RNA of Toxorhynchites rutilus septentrionalis, 598 nucleotides long. RefSeq lists its product as uncharacterized. The transcript is spliced from 2 exons. The record is from RefSeq and is a predicted model, not a curated record. NCBI's taxonomy places the organism in Eukaryota, Metazoa, Arthropoda, Insecta, Diptera, Culicidae. The coding region runs from base 134 to 583 and encodes 149 amino acids.